This is a messenger RNA of Cloeon dipterum, 1319 nucleotides long. Its product is annotated as carboxypeptidase B-like. Gene Ontology annotation, molecular function: zinc ion binding; metallocarboxypeptidase activity. The record is from RefSeq and is a predicted model, not a curated record. The coding region runs from base 37 to 1257 and encodes 406 amino acids. Gene Ontology annotation, biological process: proteolysis. Lineage: Eukaryota; Metazoa; Arthropoda; Insecta; Ephemeroptera; Baetidae. The transcript is spliced from 8 exons.
UGGAGCCCUCUGAAGUCAGAAUUUAAAUCCGACAACAUGAGCAAACUAAGUUCAAUCAUCCUUCUGAUGGUGUUAGGCUCUACCCUGGCCUACAAGAGUUAUUCAGGGUACCAAGUGCUGAAGACGGCUCCCCUGACCUCAGCCUCCAUGCCGUAUAUCAACAGGCUGAGCAAACACUUUGACUUCUGGGGAACCCCUGGCGUCGGAAGGCCUGCCACCGUGAUGGUGUCCCCUGAACAGGCGCCAUUAGUGGUUGCUGCCUUCAACAGGAUGCGUAUUUCGCACGAAGUCUUGAUUCCUGACCUAGGACCUGAAGUCGAAAGGGAGCAUGGAGAGCGCAAAGCCACGGAAGAAGCCAAUCCUCGCGUGGCUGUCUACGACCGUUACAUGGGCUGCAGCGAAAUCCAAAUGCACAUCGCCCAACUAGCCCUCACCUACCCUGACAUAGCGACGGAGCUGGUUUUAACCAACACCCCUGAGGGGCGCAAGGUGAAGGUCCUAAAACUAUCGAACGGAAACGCCGGCCAGAAAGCUUUGUGGUUCGAUUGCGCCAUGCACGCCCGCGAGUGGAUCACACCUCCCGUCUGCCUGAGGAUCAUCGACGAGGUCAUCGCCGACCCUGCCCUCAGGGACAUGGCUGACUGGUACAUCGCACCGCUUGCCAACCCUGAUGGAUACAAUUAUACCAUUAACACCGAUCGGUUCUGGAGAAAAACCCGCAGCCCAAAUCCAGACCCCAACUGCCCUGGCAUCGAUCCAAACAGGAACUUUGACUUCCUUUGGGAUGCUGGCAAUCCCACUGACUACUGCUCCGAAGUUUAUCCAGGAACCAACGCCUUCUCUGCACCUGAGGUAGCUGCUAUUGGAAACUUUAUCUUGGAUAAUGCCGACAGUCUAGUGCUCUACGUCGCAAUCCACAGCUAUGGAGAGCAAAUCCUCUAUCCUUACGGCCACACCGUCGAACCCGUUCCUAACGUUGACCAACUGAUUGCUGCUGGAACCGCAUCUGCCGACGCCAUCGCCGCCGUAGCCGGCACCACGUACACCGUUGAAAACUCUGCCGCUGGCCUUUACUUUACGUACGGCGCCAGCGACGAUUUUGCUUAUGGUAGAGGCGCCGUUCAGUACGCGUACACCUACGAGUUGAGUGGUGGCGGAUCUGCGGGUUUCGACCCUCCUGCUUCCCUCAUCCAGCCCGUUGUGGACGAGGUCUGGCCCGGCAUCAAGGCUCUUGUCGAUUACGUUCUUGCAAACUAAUGUGGAAAAUUAUUCGAGCACCGGCUGUGAUUAAAUUAAAUGGUGAUGGGUAUUUGUUGCAA